AUGACUGAUUUCGCGGACGGUUUCUCCAAAUAUCUCCAGAUCGUUUCAUCCCAAGGCUCAGCUACAAGCAUGCCAUCGAGACUUCAGUCGUUCGACGCAGUGAUAAAUCACGAACAAGACGUCAGUGCAACGGGCGGCCGAAGUCAGGGCGCCCGAGCAGCCGCAUUGGCCGCCCUCCACGCUCUCUCGGCGAACAAAGAUGUGUCGUGGGCCAAACAGCUCGUGCUCGUGCGCUUUCCACUCUUUGGAGAAUAUGACGGUGUCAGCCGGGCACCCAUAAUACUUGAAUUGCCUGCAGAUGUUGAGGUCCUGUUUGUCAGUGGCGACCAGGAUAGCAUGUGUGAUCUGGACCAGCUCAAUCAAGUCAGGAGGGAAGUGCGUGCGCAUAGCUGGCUGCUUGAGGUUCCCGGGGCAUGUCAUAGCAUGGAGUUCGAUCGUGCCAAUGCCGUUGUUGCGAAGGCUAUGAGAGCAGAAUCGGGUCGACUGGCUUCUCAGUGGCUAGCUGAACGACAUAACGCAAGGACUACACGUCGCGUCUACUGGAAUUGGGGUCUUAUGCAGAUCGAAGAUAGCGGAUGGACUGAAGAAAUAGGCAUAAAGAAAAGACAGGGGAUGAUCGAAUCGACAUAA
Fulvia fulva is the source of this 630-nucleotide messenger RNA. RefSeq lists its product as uncharacterized. The transcript has a single exon. The record is from RefSeq and is a predicted model, not a curated record. Bases 1 to 630 code for a protein of 209 amino acids. NCBI's taxonomy places the organism in Eukaryota, Fungi, Ascomycota, Dothideomycetes, Mycosphaerellales, Mycosphaerellaceae.